AUGACCAUUGCUCUCGGCCUCAAAACUCCUGCGACUCCUAAGCCUGCACGGGCGGUGCCCAACUUCACAAAGAACACCAACAAGCGGUGGCCCCCCAUGGCGAACCGAAACGCUCUUCCAUAUAAGCUCACCGUCAUCUCCAAGGAGAAGCUCACUCGGGAGGCCACCGCGCCCGAUCCCAAUCUCCGCCGCUGCGUGGCUCACUUCCGGUUACAUUGUGGAUCUGUCCUCUGGACCGAAAAUGAUAUGAAGUCUCGCAUCAGCUCCUUCGACUUUGAAGAGACGGACGAAGAAGAUGAGAACGACCUACCCGAAAUCAAGAUACAAUCUGAGACAAAAAAUGCCUUUGUCCGAGUCGAAGCGACUGAGAUACCCAUGAACACGGAAUCCGUGGCAUCUCAAUCCUCCCAAUUAUCUCCUGAUGAUGGUCUUUUUCCGGAUCAGAGCCAUUGUAUUGAAAUGACCUCCAAAAACAACUUCUGCUGCAUCUCCGUCUCUCCCAUUGCCGGUUAA
Molecule: messenger RNA, 513 nt
Organism: Penicillium daleae
Lineage: Eukaryota; Fungi; Ascomycota; Eurotiomycetes; Eurotiales; Aspergillaceae
Exons: 1
Coding region: 1-513 (170 amino acids)
Source: RefSeq, a predicted model, not a curated record